AUGUCAGCAGUUGAGCAAAAGCCUACAGCAGAUGUCGAAAUGACCGAUAUAAAUGACCAAGAAAAUGAUGUUCAAGUUGACAAUAACAAGAUUAAGCUUCUACCGGGUGCAACAAGCGACGGGUUUGCAGCAUCUUUUCAGAUAAUCGACGAAGACCACACAUUGGGAAAUGCGUUGAGGUACAUGAUUAUGAAGAACCCAGACGUUGAAUUCUGUGGUUACUCUAUCCCCCAUCCAAGUGAGAACAAAUUGAACAUCAGAAUCCAGACGUACGGUGGAAUGACUGCAGUCCAGGCACUCCAUAAAGGUUUGGACGAUCUGGCCGACCUAUGCACAUUUAUCGAGGAAGAUUUCAGUACAAAAGUGGCAGCAAAGGACUACUCCACCGAAGAACCUUAA
Pichia kudriavzevii is the source of this 399-nucleotide messenger RNA. RefSeq lists its product as uncharacterized. The transcript has a single exon. Gene Ontology annotation, cellular component: RNA polymerase I complex; RNA polymerase III complex. Lineage: Eukaryota; Fungi; Ascomycota; Pichiomycetes; Pichiales; Pichiaceae. Bases 1 to 399 code for a protein of 132 amino acids. The record is from RefSeq and is a predicted model, not a curated record. Gene Ontology annotation, biological process: DNA-templated transcription. Gene Ontology annotation, molecular function: DNA binding; protein dimerization activity; DNA-directed RNA polymerase activity.